Molecule: messenger RNA, 912 nt
Organism: Dendrobium catenatum
Lineage: Eukaryota; Viridiplantae; Streptophyta; Magnoliopsida; Asparagales; Orchidaceae
Product: BTB/POZ domain-containing protein POB1-like
Exons: 4
Biological process (GO): response to red light
Cellular component (GO): nucleus
Molecular function (GO): protein binding
Source: RefSeq, a predicted model, not a curated record
AAAUCUGUAUUUUCGUCUCAUUCUCAUUCUCUUAGUUGUUUUGCCUUUCAAUUUUAUUUAGGUCACGGAUCGUCUCUUAGCAAUGAAUCUUCUUGGGAAGUGGAUUCUCUUUUGAAGGUCAAAUCCAUCUACAUAAGUUCUGCAAUAUUAGCUGCUAAAAGCCCUUUUUUCUACAAGCUUUUCUCAAAUGGCAUGCGUGAAUCUUAUCAGCGGCAUGCUACCUUGCGAAUUAAUGAGUCAGAGGAAGCUGCUCUUAUGGAACUGCUGAGUUUUAUGUACAGCGGGAAGUUGUCAAGUCUCUCAGCAACAGCUCUUCUAGAUGUUCUUUUGGCGGCUGAUAAAUUUGUGGUUGCUUCUUGCAUGAGGCACUGCAGUCUGAUGCUAAGAACAUUGCCAAUGACUACAGAUUCAGCACUCCUCUUUUUAGAACUCCCAUCCAGUGUUUCUGUGGCUUCUGCAGUUGAGCCACUUACAGAUGCUGCCGAAGAAUUUCUUGCCAAUAAAUAUAGGGAUAUAAGCAAGUUCCAGGAUGAAGUGAUGAAUCUACCCCUAGCCGGCAUUGAGGCAAUCCUGCUCAGAGAUGAACUCCAAGUAGCUUCAGAGGAUGCUGUUUAUGACUUUGUGCUAAAGUGGGCUCGAGCACACUACCCGAAACUGGAAGACAGGCGAGAAAUACUCAAAUCCAGUCUCGGACGCUUAAUCCGAUUCCCUUUAAUGACUUGUCGGAAGUUGAGAAAGGUGCUUGCAUGCAAUGAACUUGACCAUGAGACCGCCGCUAAAGUUGUCAUGGAUGCAUUGUUCUUCAAGUCCGAGACCCUGCACCGGCAACGUGCACUCGCCUUAGAAGAUUUCAUCAACCGACGGUUUGUUGAACGGGCUUACAAAUAUCGUCCAGUGAGGGUGGUCGAGUAG